This is a messenger RNA of Lucilia sericata (common green bottle fly), 1404 nucleotides long. RefSeq names its product clusterin-associated protein 1 (gene Cluap1). The record is from RefSeq and is a predicted model, not a curated record. Gene Ontology annotation, biological process: cilium assembly. NCBI's taxonomy places the organism in Eukaryota, Metazoa, Arthropoda, Insecta, Diptera, Calliphoridae. Gene Ontology annotation, cellular component: intraciliary transport particle B; centrosome; cilium. Bases 1 to 1404 code for a protein of 467 amino acids. The transcript is spliced from 3 exons.
AUGUCCUUUAAGGAAGUCAGAGAUCUAGCUGAACAUUUAAAAUUAUUGGGUUAUCCACACACAUUUCCUCUUCAGGCCUUGUCCAACAAUUUUGGCUGUUUGGCUUCUUUUUAUAUUGUGGCUGAAGUUCUACAAUGGUUGGCUGGCUUAUUGGAACCCGGUUCUGUUUUACCAGGAGGCAUUACUACCAAGGAAGAACGUGUUCUACUUAUACGUUCCGCUACUGAAUUUUUUGUCACUAAAUCUGCCAUUAAAUUAAAUCCACGCAAGCUGUAUGCUGCCUCUGCAGUAACAGCAGGGGAAUUGCAAAAAAUUACCAGACUUUUAAUAGCACCCAAUACCACCGAUGAUAAUCAGGAAGAAGAUGAACAUUAUCGUAGUCUUAAUCAAGUUGAUAUUGGUGAUAAAAUGGAUGAUUUAAGGAGGGCACGAGAAUUAUCCUCAGAUUUAACACAACGCGGUGCCACACUGCAUGACCUGCUGCUCAAAGAAAUGCAUAAUAAAGAAGCAAGAGUAGCACAAGCUAAUCGACCCAUGGAAUUGGCUUCUGUUGAGAGAAGUUUAAAAAAUGCAGUGGCUUCCUCACAGGUAAAACUACAAUCGAGUAGAGCUCAAUUGGAAAAUGCUCGAGUAGAACUGAAUGCCCUUAAUUCAAAAUUACAACGUAAAAAGGCUGAAUUGGAACGUACCAAGCAACGUUUGGAAGCAUUACAGAAAAUACGUCCAGCUCACAUGCAAGAGUUUGAGGAACAUGAAAAGGAACUAAAAAAUUUAUUUCAACAAUAUUUUUUACGUUUGCAUGUAAGAGAUGCUUUAAGGGCUCAAUUUGAGGCACGUACUAAGAGAUCAACACCUAUAUCCUCACCUCUAUUGCAAAAGCCAGCCGAAAAUUCAAUGCCUUUUAUACCAGAAGGUCUAUUAGCCGACGAUGAUGAAGAUUUGGAUGAUGAGCCUCAAUUGGAUACAAAUUUUGGUUUAGAACGUGGCAUGCAUGAUAAACGAGAUGAAGCUAGAACUACAACUAACAUGAAAAGGCCGGGAACAGCCACCUCACGUAUUCGACCCACAACAGGAAGAGGACGUACCUCUACUAUAAAGGUUGAUGAUAGGACAAAAGCAGAUCGUUUAGAUCUAGAAGGUGAUAGUUCAUUUGGCAGUUCAGAUAGUGAUUUAGAUAUGGCUGAAAUUUUGGGAAUGAAUGCAAAUGGUGUGGCAGGAGUUGCAGCUGGGGUUAGUGGUACAGCAGCGGGUAUGGGGGACUUAAAUGAUAUGGGAGAUGAUGAUGACGAUGAUUUUGGCAUGGAUUCUAUGGAUAGUAUAAGUAUUUCAAAGAUCACUGGAGAAUUGCAAUUAAGACCUAAAACAGCUAGCAAGCCGGAAAAUCAUAGUGAUGAAGAUUUUUAA